Messenger RNA from Eucalyptus grandis, 887 nucleotides. RefSeq names its product superoxide dismutase [Cu-Zn]. The record is from RefSeq and is a predicted model, not a curated record. Gene Ontology annotation, molecular function: superoxide dismutase activity; copper ion binding. Gene Ontology annotation, biological process: removal of superoxide radicals. Lineage: Eukaryota; Viridiplantae; Streptophyta; Magnoliopsida; Myrtales; Myrtaceae.
CGCCCCUCUCUCUCUUCUCUCUCGCUCUAUACACUUAAAGAGUGAACCGAAACAGUUCAGCUCGCAUUCAUCGCCUCCCUCCGCCUGCGUUCUCUGCGCCUGCCAGUCUCUCUCUCUCUCUCUCUAUCUCCCAAGGGGUGCUCUGAGAUCACAAAAGGAAAAAAAAAAUGGUGAAGGCCGUUGCCGUACUCGGAAGCAGCGAGGGUGUCACUGGCACCGUCCACUUCGUCCAAGAAGGAGAUGGCCCGACCACAGUGACCGGAAGUCUUUCUGGCCUGAAGCCCGGGCUUCAUGGUUUCCAUGUUCAUGCCCUUGGGGACACCACAAAUGGCUGCAUGUCAACUGGACCACAUUUCAAUCCUUCUGGUAAGGAGCAUGGUGCCCCUGAAGAUGAGAAUCGUCAUGCUGGUGAUUUGGGAAAUGUGACUGUUGGUGAUAAUGGUACUGCUACUUUCACCAUUACUGACAAGCAGAUUCCUCUCACUGGACCUAAUUCAAUUGUUGGAAGGGCUGUGGUUGUCCAUUCAGAUCCUGAUGAUCUUGGCAAGGGUGGACAUGAACUUAGCAAAACCACUGGAAAUGCUGGUGGCAGAGUUGCUUGCGGUAUCAUCGGUCUUCAGGGAUGAGCUGCCUCAAUCGACCACAUAAGUAUCUAACGCAUGCUAUGCAUGAGGAGCCUGUUGGGGGUUGGAAUCUUGAGUAAAAGCAUAUUUUCAGAGUGUCUGCUUUUGGUUAAAACUCUCAGUUGAUGUGCUUUUUGGUAUUGGCUGUUAUCUCCGAUACUGCGAACCUGUAGAGGCUAUCAACUAUAAUGUCACCUGGAUUUGGGUUUGUCUAUAUUUCGGUCAUCUGCUAUUUUAAAAUGGCUUCUCUAGCAAAUUUUUCGU